Molecule: messenger RNA, 423 nt
Organism: Funneliformis mosseae
Lineage: Eukaryota; Fungi; Glomeromycota; Glomeromycetes; Glomerales; Glomeraceae
Source: the annotation of a GenBank genome assembly
CUUUGUGAAUUGGAUUUUUAUGCACAACGAUAUCAAAAAACUAUAGCAAAUCUUGCUAUUUCUGAAUCAGAUAAUACAGAAAAUAUAGAUCAUGAAAAUUUUUUUCUUUCUGAUAAUAAAGAUACUGAUAUUAAUAAUAAGAUAAAUGAGAGAAAUAAUGAAGAUACAAAUUUUAUUAAUAAUAUACGUAUACAAUCAAUAACUUCUAUUAAUGAAUGGAGAAAUAUAAUAGCAAAUUGGGCAGAAAUGAUUGAAAGUGAAUUGCAAGAUCAAGAUAUUGAAAUAACAGAUUUAAUUGAUACUUAUGAUAUUUCGGUUGAUAAUAUUGAACAAUUGCAACAUCCUGCAAUUGAUUUACAAGCAAAAUGGCAAUUAAAAGAUAUUUUUGUAGAAAGUUUAGAAUUACCAAAUUAUUAUAGGUAA